Molecule: messenger RNA, 1710 nt
Organism: Exophiala spinifera
Lineage: Eukaryota; Fungi; Ascomycota; Eurotiomycetes; Chaetothyriales; Herpotrichiellaceae
Exons: 4
Coding region: 1-1710 (569 amino acids)
Biological process (GO): secondary metabolic process
Molecular function (GO): CoA-ligase activity
Source: RefSeq, a predicted model, not a curated record
AUGUCUUUGCCUAAUGCUUCCAACACAGAUCACAUCUGGACCUCGCCUCAAUCUCUCAAAGAACCUUCUGCGGCUGAUAUCGUGACCUUUACGUUCGCUAACCUUGGUCAAUAUGAGAAGAACAAGCCGAUCUUUAUCGAUGCAAAAGAUCCGACCCAGUCUGUUUCCGCCUCCCAAGCGAUCUCAACUAUGCGCCAACUUGUCAACGGCCUCAAGGACCUUGGUGUGAAGGAGGGAGACUGUGUGUGCCUACACGCCUUUAACAACAUCUGGUAUCCUUUGAUAUGGCUUGCCAUUAUCGGGUCUGGGGCAAUUGUAUCUCCCAUCAAUCCUGCAUAUACCUCUCUCGAGCUCGAAAGACAUCUUCGCCUUACACACCCUAGACUCAUCUUCACUCAGCGAGAUUGCUUUGAGUCGAUCGAAGAAGCUGCCUCGAGAUGUGGCAUUCCGAAUUCUCAUAUCUUCCUCAUUGAAAACAACCAAGAGCAAAACAGUCAGGGAUGUCCUAGUUGGAAGACACUGUUGGCCGAAAACGAAGAACAUGAUCCGGUGCCUCUUUUCGAACCUGGUAGAUCCCUGCAAGGUCGGCUGGCGGUGUACGCUUUGACCAGUGGCACAACUGGACUGCCAAAGGCGGCUAUGAUUCCACAUCAAUACGUUGUCGCACAAGCGGCAGCGCUGGAGAGCGAGUUUAUCGACAGGGAUUACCAGCCAUCACAGCUCAUCUGUCUGCCUGUAUUUCACGCAUUUGCAUCCCCUCUCGCCCUUGUACUCCCGCUCCGUCUGGGCAUGCCGACGUAUUUUCUGCCAAAAUUCAACCUGUCAGACUUCCUGCUGGCAGUAUCCAAGUUCGGCAUCACCGAUACGCCCAUUGUCCCUCCCAUUCUUGGUACACUGGCUCAUUUGUCAGAGGUAGAAAUUCAACACCUCCAGAGCCUGCGCUACGUCAUAUGUGCCGGGGCUUCUUUGAACCCAAGGGUGCAAGAGAAGCUAGCUUCAAGGUUGCAUAAGGACGCAAAUGUUGCUCAGUGCUGGGGCACCACCGAAGCUGGCUGGCAUGCUCUGCUCGCCUGGAAAGAGAAAGAUACUUCCGGAAGCGUAGGAAGAUUGUUGCCAGGUGUCGAGCUGAAGCUGCUGGAUGACCACGGUCACAGCAUUGGGGAUGAAGAACAGGAAGGAGACGCUCUUAUCAGAGCACCGGCAUUGUUCUCCGGCUAUAUUGGUGACGUAUCUGCCAGUUUUGAGGCCUUCAAUCGUGAGGGAUUCUAUCGAACUGGGGAUCGGGCAUUCAUUCGAGGUGGCAAGUUGUAUUACACCGGAAGACGAAAAGAGAUUAUGAAGGUCAAUGGUUGGCAAGUCUCGCCUACGGAGGUAGAAAACGUUCUUGCAGAGCAUCCACUCAUCGACGACGCAGCCGUUUAUGGCGAGCAGUCUGAGAACGUCCAAGGCAUUUGCCAAACGCUGCUCUGUGCCUAUGUUGUGCGGAGAUCUCUGGAAACUGUCAGCACUGGAGUCAGUGGUUUGUUGGAAACACCUAAAGACGAGCGAGCCGGCCACAUGUUGAACGAGCAGGACGUCAUGGAUUUGGUUGCAUCGAGACUGAUUUCAUACAAGCACUUGAAACGAGUGUCGUUUGUCAAGAAGAUACCCCGAUCACCAACCGGUAAGAUUUUGAGGUGGCAGCUGGAUGAUGUCGAGGUGGAGGAAUGA